Manihot esculenta (cassava) is the source of this 2560-nucleotide messenger RNA. RefSeq names its product choline transporter protein 1. The transcript has 10 exons. The record is from RefSeq and is a predicted model, not a curated record. Gene Ontology annotation, biological process: transmembrane transport. Lineage: Eukaryota; Viridiplantae; Streptophyta; Magnoliopsida; Malpighiales; Euphorbiaceae. Gene Ontology annotation, cellular component: membrane. Gene Ontology annotation, molecular function: transmembrane transporter activity. Bases 230 to 2323 code for a protein of 697 amino acids.
ACUUGAAACACCCAUCAGCAUCUCUUCUUGUUUUCGCAUCCCUUUUUAGCUUCCACUCUACUACUGUCCUUUCUCUCACUAAAUGCCUCUCCCUUUUUCUCUCUGAAUUCCCUCUUUCUUUCUACUCUCUCUCUCUUUCUGCUUGUUGAAGAUUUUAGGCAGAUAGUUAUAACGAGACAGAUAUAUGUAUAUUUAUACACACACACAGUGACAGCCCACACGAGUAGAGAUGAGAGGACCUUGGGGGGCGGUGAUAGGGAGAUACCCCUCGAGUGAUGGAAGUGCUCAAAUGGGUGGAAUAAUUAGGCACAAUAGGAAAUGCAGAGAUGUUGCAUUUCUUGUCAUUUUUAUAGCAUUUUGGAUUGCAAUGAUUGUUAACUCUAGCUUUGGAUUUAACCAAGGAAACCCCUUAAGGCUUACUUAUGGGCUUGAUUACAGAGGAAAUGUGUGUGGUGAUAAGCAUGCAAAUUCAGAACUUCGCGAAUUGGAGCUUGUAUAUUGGUUAAAUCCAAACCAGGUCUAUCUUAGUGGUCUGAAGAACAGCCAAUUCAAGUUGGCCAAUGCUCGGAGUAUAUGUUUACUGGAUUGCCCUAUUCCAUCUGAAGAUGCUCUAAAUUGGGUUUGUGAUUAUCCGGAGGGAGAUAUCCGUAUAUCAAUGGAAGAUUGGAUUGAUAGGAAUUAUGAUUAUUUCGAGUUCCUUACUCCUGAAAUGAGGAACACAUCCCUUCAACUCCAGGGUCCUUGUUACCCUGUUAUAUUUCCAACUGUAAAUGUUUUUUGGAGGUGUCAGUAUAUUGCUCAUGCAUCAAACAUAUCAUUGCGGCAUUGGCAGCAAAUGGGUGGAGUAAACAUCAAUGAGGACAUUAUAAUAGACAAAUCCAUUCACAAAUCCAUCAAUGCUCGGUCAUCUGUGUUGAAGAGAUACAUGGCUGAUGUUAGAAAGGCAUGGCCUGUGUUGAUUGUCUGUGGAGGACUGUUGCCGCUUUUUUUAUCCGUGAUUUGGCUGCUGAUGAUUCGGCAUUUUGUUGCUGCAAUGCCUUGGAUAACAGUUGUUCUCUUUGAUAUUCUCAUAAUAACAGUAACAAUGUUUUACUACUUGAAAGCUGGAUGGAUUGGAAAUGAUGCCAUCUCUCCUAUCAUUGGUGAGCAUGAUCCAUAUUACCAUGUAUCUGGACGGGAACAAAACCAUCUCCGUGCUGCUGCUGUUCUCAUGACUUUUGCAAUGGUUGUUGCUGUCCUUACAUCAAUUGCCAUCAUUCGCCGCAUUCUUAGGGCAACAUCUGUCCUCAAGGUGGCUGCAAAGGUCAUAGGAGAAGUUCAAGCACUCAUAAUUUUUCCAGUUGUACCAUAUGCUGUCCUUGCAAUUUUUUAUACGUUCUGGUUUUCAGCUGCUUUUCAUCUUUUUAGUUCUGGCCAAAUUGUCCAGAAUGACUGCAAUUCCAAUUGCUGUGCCUAUGAUCUUGGGUCAAAACGGGUUAACUGUGAUCGGUGCUGUGGCUAUAGCAUCAAUUAUACUCCUCAUAUAGCAGUUGCUAUCUUCUUCCACCUGUUUGGAUGUUACUGGGCUACACAAUUUUUUAUAGCAUGCUCUGCAACUGUGAUUGCUGGUUCAGUUGCCUCCUACUACUGGGCUCGUGGUGAGACAUCGCCAGAGAUUCCCUUUCUUCCAGUUUUCUCCUCCAUGAAGCGGCUUAUGCGAUACAGCCUUGGUUCUGUUGCUCUAGGCUCCCUGAUUGUGUCAUUUGUGGAAUCAUUUCGCUUCAUGCUUGAUUCAAUCCGUCGCAAACUGAAAGUUGCUGAGACUACACCUGAUGGCUGCAUGGGAAAGAUGGUGCAUCAUACUUCACAGUUUUCUCUGAGAUGUGUUGAGUGGACAAUAAAAUCUGUGAACCGCAAUGCUUACAUAAUGAUAGCUAUAAUGGGUAAAAGCUUCUUUAACGCAUCUGCAAUUGCAAAUGAAUUGAUAAUGAACAACAUUCUUAGGAUUGGAAGGGUGAAUGUGAUUGGAGAUAUCAUUCUAAGUCUGGGAAAAUUAUGUGUCAGCCUCUCGAGUGCUGUUUUUGCUUUCCUCAUGUUGGAUGCGCACAAAUAUAGAUCUGGUCAUAACAAGAUAUCCUCCCCGCUGUUUCCUGUUUUGGUUUGCUGGGGUCUAGGUUAUAUAGUUUCAACUCUUUUCUUUGCAGUGGUGGAGAUGUCAAUUGAUACUAUCAUUCUGUCAUUCUGCCAGGAUUCUGAUGAGCACCAAGGUACAGCACAGUAUGCUCCUCCUCUUCUUAUUGAGACCCUCAACGAUCAAAAUGAGAUGCAGAGACUUACCCAAUGAUCCUACUCAAACAUGUCAAUGUAUAAGUUGCUUAGUGGAAUUUGAAAAUCCAAUUAUAUCACUUGAAGUAUUCAGUUAGAAAAAUCUGGUCUGAUCAUAUUCCCCCUCUCCUUGAUUAUUUGUCGAUCAAUUACCUUUUCUCAAGAUAGUUUUUACUGCUUGCUGUAGCUAGGUGGUCUGAAUCUUCAUAUUUUUGUUAUCCCUGUAUAUUUUCUAGUGGGAGCUUCAGACCCGAAA